AUGCUUGGAGGUCAUCGAAUAUAUUUGUUACAAGUAUGUAUCAAAAAAGUGGACUAUGAACGUACUAUUACCAAUGGAAACAGUGAUUAUCGGAACAAAAAUAGAAAGGAGGGAUUCUCUGUUUUCGAUGCAACACAAUUCAUGUUGGUUCUAGUUAAUGUGAUGCUAGGUGGUAGUGCAAUGCCCGAUGUAAAUGCAAUGCUCGCUGGUAGUGCAUUGUCCGAUGUAAUUGCAUUGCUCGGUGGGAAUGCAUUGCUUGGUGGUAAAGCAUUGCUCAGUGGUAAAGCAUUGCUCACUGGUAAAGCAUUGCUCAGUGGUAAAGCAUUGCUCACUGGUAAUGCAUUGCUGGGUGAUUAA
Molecule: messenger RNA, 357 nt
Organism: Mucor mucedo
Lineage: Eukaryota; Fungi; Mucoromycota; Mucoromycetes; Mucorales; Mucoraceae
Exons: 3
Coding region: 1-357 (118 amino acids)
Source: RefSeq, a predicted model, not a curated record